Molecule: messenger RNA, 1164 nt
Organism: Caenorhabditis remanei
Lineage: Eukaryota; Metazoa; Nematoda; Chromadorea; Rhabditida; Rhabditidae
Exons: 4
Coding region: 1-1164 (387 amino acids)
Source: RefSeq, a predicted model, not a curated record
AUGGCUCCCACGCGAAGAAGUACAAGACGUUCGUCAAGAUUUUCCUUAUCGGCCGUGGAUAUGGAAGAACAAUUAGGGGAACUCAGAAGAUACGAACAAGAAAUGAUAGAUCGCGUAAUAGCCCAAAAUAUUCAUAAUGGGGACAACCAAGAAACACAACUUGCUACACCACAAGCUCCUGGUAUCGCUCCACAGCAUGCUGCACCCAUUCAAAUGUUAUUUCCUGAUGAUGAGAGUGACUCGGAUGACGAUGUUGCCGUUGUAAUCCGACCUCAACCAGAAGCUCGGGCAGUUUCGCCUCCUCGUUCGCGUGUAGUGUCGGCUAGUUCCAGUAGCGACGAUGGAAGUAUUGUAGAUACUGGUCGCAGGACAUAUCAUGAUAGACCGAUCGCUGUUACUGGGCCUCGAGUGCAGUCACGUUCACCUGCGCCGAACCGAAUUCGUUCAGGAAAUACGAUCACCGCGAACUUUGACCAACAUCCUGCUGCUGGACCAAUUCGAAGAAGAAGUUCUCGACAAGCUGCUGCACGUCGCAACAACGCUACACAUGCUCCUGUUCCGCGUGAAGUAGUAAGAACAUUUUUUGAUCACGUAUCUGCCACUCGUGGAGUCCUACGUCCGUCAACAAUGGGAAGAAAUGCCGAUAUUAAUGUUCAACCAAUAGUACACAUUGUUGUACCGAGUGAUAGUAGUUCAGAUGAGGAUAAUUUUUAUAACAGACUCAGAGUCGUUCCCAUCGGUGGAGUUAGAGCCCCGACCAACUCGAUACGGCACAGGAAUGUUAUUCCUGAAGUGAGAAUUCCUCGUGCAGGAAUGUAUGCUUCAAAUGAUCCGAACCGACCAUGUCGAAGACUAGCCCGUUCUCCAGUUCGAUUCGGCACACCGUUUCGAGUCGGCACUCCAGUUACCACUUGGGGUAACUGCACAAUGUGUUUUGAUAGCCCGAUCGACCCGCAAGGAUGCAAUAGAUGUCAGCAAAUUCUAGGAUGUAAAACGUGCGUCAACAGCUGGUUUGAGUCUUCCGAAAGCCCAUCGUGUCCACUGUGUCGUCGCAAAUGGGCACGAAAACCAGAUGUGGCCAGAAUGACUACGAUUGACAAAAGGAAAACAGCAAAAGCCGCUCGUCGCGUUCCAAGACGCUCUCGUCGUUCUCAGGUUGUUUAA